GGAAGGGCCGUCCUGAAAAGAGAGGCGGCCCUUGCCUAGGGACCCGCUGGCGAUGCGGUGGCUCCGGGAAGGCCCGGAGGCUCCAAGUGCUUGGCACUGUCGGGGAGCCCUCGGAAUGGGGGCUUAGAGGGGAGGGGAUCCUGGCUGGGAGGAGAAGGGGGUUCUGCAUCUGUGAGACCGCGAGCUCCGGGAUGCUGACUGUGGACUGACGUGGGAGAGGAGGAGGGUGCAGGCAAGGAAGGUCAGGAGCCACUUGGGUGUCAGGAGACUGAGAUUGAUGCGGGCAGGUAGGCUCCGUACUGGGAUGGGCAGGGGGAUACCGGAGAUCAGAAAUCGAUGGGGAAGUCACAGGGAGGAUCUGGAUACUAAUGGUUGGGAGGUGGAUGAAUUACGUGGUGUAGACAGAAGCCAAGGGUAACUCUCGCUUGGAUCCUCUAACUUGAAUGCUAGUAACUAGGAAUGGGGGUUAUGAGCCUUGGGAAUUGACAUACUUUGGUAGAUACUGUAUUGGUUUCAACCGUCCAGGAAGUGUUGAAACUUAGUGCUGGAAAACAGUCAGUCCAAACAAGCUUUAGGAAACUGUAAAGCAGUCAAGGUGUUAACCAUUAAAAAAAAAAAAAAAAAAAAAAAAAAGACUUUCUGAAGUGUAUUUCUGCUCUGCUAGGAAAAAGAGGAGUGGAAUAAGGGACUCCUCUAGAUUUCCAACUACUGAAAUUUGUUUAGGAAAGAGAUGAAUUCAACGUUGAUAAGAAAAAUGUACUCUUUUUGUUGUUGAGAGAAAUAGGUCAAGGAGCAAUUGAAUUUGUUAUUUCAGUCUUUUGGGUUUGGCUGAUAAACCAUUGGGCAAAAGAGUGGAGAGGAGGGGACUAAUGUAGGGACUAGAAAGGGGAAAAAUCACAUAUUAACUCAUUUCCUCUUUAUUUUUUUUUCUUUUUCCUUUCUUGGACAUUUUUUUCAGUGGCAUUUUCUAUCAAAGUUGUUUAUAGAGCACUUAGAGUAAAAUUAUCUGGAUCAUGACUCAUGUCUGUUUGGAAAGCGGGAGAUUUCCAAAGUAUGAUAGCUGAAACUUUUGUAGAUGUCUUCAUCGAACAUAAAGGGAUUUUUGGUAGGUUCUGAUUCAGGACAAGAUGAAUUACCGAUGAAAAGUUUCUUGUCUACUGUGAUUGUUAGAAGUUAUUAAACUUAUGAAACUAUGGCAGAGAGAGAGACAGCAUCAUCUGUACCCCCAAAGUGUGGGCCAUACAUUUCUUCUGUAACUAGUCGGAGUAUGAACCUGAUGAUUCGUGGAGUAGUUCUGUUUUUGAUUGGAGUAUUUCUUGCUUUAGUAUUAAAUCUACUUCAGAUUCAGAGAAAUGUCACACUCUUUCCACCUGAUGUGAUUGCAAGCAUCUUUUCUUCAGCAUGGUGGGUGCCACCAUGCUGUGGCACAGCUUCAGCUGUGAUUGGGUUAUUAUACCCCUGCAUUGACAGGCAUCUGGGAGAGCCACAUAAAUUUAAAAGAGAGUGGUCCAGUGUAAUGCGAUGUGUAGCAGUCUUUGUUGGUAUAAAUCAUGCCAGUGCUAAAGUAGAUUUUGACAACAAUAUACAGUUGUCUCUCACUCUAGCUGCUCUAUCCAUUGGCUUGUGGUGGACUUUUGAUAGAUCACGAAGUGGUUUUGGCCUUGGAGUAGGAAUUGCUUUCUUGGCAACCUUGGUCACUCAACUACUAGUCUAUAAUGGGGUUUAUCAAUAUACAUCUCCAGAUUUUCUUUAUGUUCGUUCUUGGUUACCAUGUAUAUUUUUUGCCGGUGGUAUAACAAUGGGAAAUAUUGGUCGGCAACUGGCCAUGGUUUCUAAGACUAUCUUAACAUAAGAAAUCCUGGAAAGUACUUCACUAAAGGCCUAUCUUGAAGGCUUAUCAUGUAUGGAUGUGACCCUGGGUUUUUGAAGACCUGGCCAACUGAGGGCAAAAGUCUACUAAGCUCUGCUAGGGUCUACUAAACUGGAGAGAAAUUGUCAUCAAAUAUGGGCUCACCGAUCAAAACUUUAUUUUUGGUCGAAUUCUUUUUUAAAAAAAAAACAAACAGAUUACAUGUAUGUUGCCUGAGGAUAGGUCUUGCUAUAUUCAGAGAGUUUGACCAUAGGAUGAUGCAUUUUUAGACCAUUCUUCAAGAUCAUCUACUAAAUUAUAGCAAAAUUGAAUAGGUGGGAACAAAUCUCCUCUAAAAGUAACACCAAGCUCAAAUCCUAAUCGUGGUGAAGUGGGUUCCAACAGGUGCAGAUGAGUGGCAGGGUGGGACAGGUCAUUCAAUCAUUUCCUUUGCAUCUGCCUCUUCUUGAUCCCACUUGGGGCUUACUUGACAAAGAUAAUGGAGUGGUUUGCCAUUCCCUUCCCCAGCUCAUUUUACAGAUGAGGAACUGAGAA
Gracilinanus agilis (Agile Gracile Mouse Opossum) is the source of this 2404-nucleotide messenger RNA. It is a transcript of the gene INSIG2, whose product is annotated as insulin induced gene 2. Gene Ontology annotation, biological process: cholesterol biosynthetic process; cellular response to insulin stimulus; SREBP signaling pathway. The record is from RefSeq and is a predicted model, not a curated record. The coding region runs from base 1193 to 1852 and encodes 219 amino acids. Gene Ontology annotation, cellular component: SREBP-SCAP-Insig complex; endoplasmic reticulum. The transcript is spliced from 6 exons. Lineage: Eukaryota; Metazoa; Chordata; Mammalia; Didelphimorphia; Didelphidae.